Molecule: messenger RNA, 4787 nt
Organism: Cavia porcellus (domestic guinea pig)
Lineage: Eukaryota; Metazoa; Chordata; Mammalia; Rodentia; Caviidae
Gene: Ppp1r3b
Product: protein phosphatase 1 regulatory subunit 3B
Exons: 2
Coding region: 171-1019 (282 amino acids)
Biological process (GO): regulation of glycogen catabolic process; regulation of glycogen biosynthetic process
Cellular component (GO): protein phosphatase type 1 complex
Molecular function (GO): protein phosphatase regulator activity; glycogen binding; protein phosphatase 1 binding
Source: RefSeq, a predicted model, not a curated record
UUUGUGGGUCUCCUGGGUCCCCCAAGGGGACUCAGGGCUUCAGGCUGCGGGAGGAGGAGGAGGAACUGGUUCAUUAGCAGAACUGUCCAGGAACCAAGACUAGAACGAGACAGCUGGAGGACUCACCGCAAAAGCAGUUGAGGGUGCCUCCCGGCUCGUCUCACCCCGCGAUGGCAGUGGAUAUUGAGUACAGGUACAACUGCAUGGCUCCUUCCCUGCGCCGAGAGCGGUUCACCUUCAAGGCCUCCCCAAAGCUGAGCAAGCCACUGAGGCCCUGCAUUCAGCUGGGCAGCAAGGAUGAAGCCAGCGGGAUAGUGGCCCCUGCGGUGCAGGAGAAAAAGGUGAAAAAGAGGGUGUCCUUCGCGGACAACCAAGGGCUGGCCCUGACAAUGGUCAAAGUGUUCUCAGAAUUCGAUGACCCAUUAGAUAUUCCAUUUAACAUCACUGAGCUCCUAGACAACAUUGUGAGUCUGACGACAGCAGAGAGCGAAAGCUUUGUCUUGGACUUUGCCCAGCCCUCCACGGAUUACUUAGACUUUAGAAAUCGACUUCAGGCCAACCACGUCUGCCUUGAAAACUGUGUGCUGAAAGACAAAACCAUCACAGGCACCGUGAAGGUGCAGAACCUCGCAUUUGAGAAGAUCGUGAAAAUCAGGAUGACAUUUGACACUUGGAAAAGCUUCACAGACUUCCCUUGCCAGUACGUGAAGGACACUUAUGCAGGUUCAGACAGGGACACAUUCUCCUUUGACAUUAGCUUACCUGAAAAGAUCCAGUCUUAUGAAAAGAUGGAGUUUGCUGUGUGCUAUGAGUGCAACGGCCAGACAUACUGGGACAGCAACAAAGGCAAAAACUACAGGAUCAUCCAGGCCGAAUUAAAGUCCACUCAGGUCGAGUCGCAAAAUGGCCCGGAUUUUGGGAUAGCCUUUGACCAGUUUGGGAGCCCUCGGUGUUCCUAUGGUCUGUUUCCAGAGUGGCCGAGUUACUUAGGAUAUGAAAAGCUAGGCCCUUAUUAUUAGGGACUGCAGUUGAUCGGUUGUGGCUCUGAUCGCCCUGGGUUGGAGAAGCCAAGCAAAGAGCAAAGCUGAACUUCCAUCAGGCACCAUUUGUGAAAAGAAAGGAUCCUGUUCACUUUUUUCUGAAACCAGAAAAUUCAGCCAGUUUUAGCUCACGGAACUGGCUUCUCACGCAGAGGUGACACGCUGGUCCCUUGUGACAGACACCUGAAGCUGCCACAAGAAUGAGGAGGACAGUGCCAGGAAGGCUCUGGAAAGGAACCAAGCCUGUAGGCAGUGCUGGCAAGGCUGGAGGAGCCUGCCCUCCCUCUGUACUUGGACGCAGAAAGUCAGUCACCUGAAAGUGACUCAGUCCCUGUCCACCCCAGUGGGACCCACGUGGUCAUCCACCUUUGGUGUUCUCCACCAUCCAGGCCUUUCCUACAACUCAUACCACCCUUACCUCUGUGCUGCGACACAGCCAUUGCUGUGAUGUUCAGCGAGAUCCCUCACAGCUGUAAGAGGACAGAUGCAGUCACCUCCUUUUCUGCAAAUUCAUUUCUUUGCAUUACAUUUUUUUUCCAUGGUUUGUCUGAUGUUCAGAAGAGACUAAAGGCAAAUAAAUAGCCUGUGACUGAAAGAGGCAUUUCCUCUCCCCUCUUCCUGACCCCGCAUCUAUGUUCCAGCAGACAGCAACAUACCAGCAAUGGAAAAGCUGUGUGGCAUCGCAGACUGCAGGAUGGUGAUGAGGCAGGAUCGUUGGUGUAUGGGACACUUGCAGCUUUUCCUCUCGGCUUUUUGGAAGAGCUUUCUAAGCACUCGCCGUCACCCUGAGUCACUAGAAGCCUCAAUGACAUGAUUUGUUUUCACUUGUUUGGCUGGUUUGCAAGCCUCCUUCAUUCUUUCACACAGAAUUGUGGCUCUCUUCCUGGAGAGUCAUCUCGAUUCUGUGUUUAGAAUAUUUGAUUUGCAGAUCCAUGAAGCCCUCAAAAAAUGUUUGGUUUUAUUUCACCUGCAGUAUCCCGAACACUUUACAAGCCCCCAGGGACACUGACGGGUGUUCUUAUUUAUGGUGUGCGAGUAUGUAUAGGGUUGGGGAGAAGCCCUCAUCACAUUCUCAUAUAUUUAACUGUUUGCCAACUCUGAAAAAGCAGUGGUUCACUGUUCUCAACCAUAUUGGACUAAAGUAUGUUGGAGAAUGUUGUUGUGAGAUUCCUGGGACAUUUGUUGUCGGAUGGAUUCCCCAAACCUGUGAUUUUUCUUGGGCAAGAUUGGUUUUUACUUAAGGGUAUUUGAAUAAUAUUUUUACAUGUAUAUUUGUAGAAAUUUUGAUUGGUUUUUUCUUGGUUUCAGAGUUUGGUUAAAGAACUAUUUAAGUCUCUAUUUGCCUGAUCUUACUAAAAGUGAGGUUUUCUUAGGCACGCAGGAAAAGGGAAUGCACCAUUGCCGAGCUUUGGAGGCACAGCUGCUGCACUUGUCAAGCAGAGUCUUGUGCUUGAAUUUUCCAGAUUAACUAAAAAGAUCUGAUUUCUGUGACUCUGGGAUCAGUGUCAGCCUGGUAUUGAGUACCUUGGCUCUUGGACUUUGGUAGUUGGGGACUAUUUUUCUUUUUCUUUUCAUUUUUGAACUUUUAUUUUCAUUUUGAAUAUUUUCAGUUUUAACUUUAAAUGCUAAGUGAUAUUUCAUGUAAUUCUUGUCACCGAACUUAGCUGUUACUAGUCCACAAUCUAGGACUUUAUGUUUUGUACCUCUGCCAGGUAGGUAGCACUUUGGGAUUACAUAAUAAUGUAAUUUAUGGGGAAAUCACAUUUGUAUUUUAUGCUGAAAUUGGGCAAGACUGUGUUUCAUCCAAGCACCAGGUCCACAAGUGGUACUUUUAAUAGAACUAUUAGGUCAGAACUAUUAAUAGCAUAAAUCCAAAUCAAAUGGAAGCAAAACUGAUCCCAUUUAGGUUGCAAGCUUUAUUUUGGGUUGAGAAGUGCCCCCACACCCCCAGUGAAAGACAGGGACAAGGUACAUUGUUACCUACAAGUAGCCAGAGUAAGGAUAAUCCUGUGUUCCAAAGAAAGGGUCCUCAAGUGACUCUAGCAUAAACUCUUUUGGUUUUGUGUAAUAAUGAUCCUGAGACAUUCCCCUGUCAAAAUUUGAAAUAUGGUAAUUCAGCGAUAAGUAUCUCCCCUACAGCAGCUGUAAGUCCCCCACCCCUUCUUUCUCCCAGCUCACUCCAGCCUUUUUUGCUGAGGGCACUGGUUGCAAGCCCCCAGCUGACACACCUGGCGUGUGCACCCACCCCUCUGUUCAGAAGGCAAGUCCUCACUUGGCUGCAGGAAGCCUGCUUCCCCUUGAAGAACAUCUUGCCUGACUUCAGCAAUGAGGACUGUCACUUACCUGAGAUCUGAACACCGUGCCUGUGCCUUCCUGCUGCUGCUCCCCGCCCCCAACACCCCUUCUCCAUUAGGCCCAGUCGCUGGUGCUUCUCUCAGAUGAGCUCAGGGGACGCAUGGAGAGGUUCUCCCCUUCUUUGUUCCUAGCUCACCAUUUGGCCUCCACGUUUCAGAGGCUGACAGGCUCCUCAGUUAGAGUCUUGCCUUGCCUGGCCUGGACCUCUGAUACCAUUCUUGGUUGCCAGGACGAAUAGUCCCUGGUUGUCCCGCCUUUCCCACUUGCCCCAUGGUCCCAACUUCCCGUCACUGUGCAGUAAUGUUGUAGUUUGAGAGUGUGGAAGUAACUCCAUUUUUGUUUGAUAUUUAUUUUCCAAAAUGCCCCCUGGCACUUUGCAAAUUGGAUGCAAUAAAUAAGCUGAACUAUAUAAAAUAUAUAGUAAAUAAGCUUUCAGUGUCUCUUGGAAGGUGUUUCUUGGAAGCAUGGAAAGGGGCUUUUUAAAAGCUAUUCUUACUAGAGGCGAGCUAAUGAGAAAUAAUGGAGCUAUGCAGAUCUCCGGAAAUUAAAAUAAUGAGUCAGUGAUGGAAUUUAUCUCUAAGAUUUAAUUUUAAUGGUGAUAAAAAUGAUGUUUUUUUUUUUAAAGAUGUAAGCUUUGAACUGCUUUGAAGUUUUCAAUCUUUACAUAUCAUUUGCUUUUUAAAAACAAAUAUAAUUUGUCAUUUGGAUAUGAGAUGGGUUUUAUAUGCUCCUUUUUUUAGAAAUGCCCAUUUGGUGAGUCUUCUCUCUCAAAGAACAGUGACUGCAAACUUUGGUCUUCUUUUUAAUUUCCUCCACUGGCUCCAGACCCAGUGUUUCUUUGCCGGGGGUUGGGGGUAAUGAGGGGUUUUAUCUGACUGUCUCUCCCCAAAGGAUUACUAAAAUUGGAGAUAAGAAGUUACACUGAUAAUGGAAUCUUACCUAUAGUGGGAUCUCACAGGGUUACCAAAGACAGUUUGGCAGCUUAUUUUAGCUUCCUGAAGUGGCGCAACACGUCAGGGACAAGCAGUUUAUACUGGUCAUGUUUGUAAGUUGCAAAGUUGUGAAUGUUUUUACAGUUGUGUUGAUAGCUUCGGAGAGACUGCUGGCUGUGUGGGACUUGGAGGAAAGUGCAGCUGUGAUGAUGUUUCAUUUUUACCUCAAUGUGAAUGUAGAAUUGAGGACUCAUCUUCAUUUUAUGCAUAAAAGUGCCUUGUCAAAAAUUUCUGCAUGUUUUUAAAAAAUAAAUAUUUUUGUACACAAAGUUAAAGGGGAAAUGCACUUUAAAAAAUCACAAGAAUGGCUGGGUUUUUUUUUUGUGUGUGGUACCAAGAGAGUGAUUUGUUUGUAUCUAUCUCAAAAGCAACAAGUAAUAAAGAUAGAGAGAAAACAAAA